Messenger RNA from Brienomyrus brachyistius, 2762 nucleotides. RefSeq names its product kinetochore protein NDC80 homolog. The coding region runs from base 10 to 1923 and encodes 637 amino acids. The record is from RefSeq and is a predicted model, not a curated record. Gene Ontology annotation, cellular component: Ndc80 complex. Gene Ontology annotation, biological process: attachment of mitotic spindle microtubules to kinetochore. The transcript has 16 exons. NCBI's taxonomy places the organism in Eukaryota, Metazoa, Chordata, Actinopteri, Osteoglossiformes, Mormyridae.
UAACGAAAGAUGAAUCGGGCGUCCAGUAGCCGGCAGUCGGGGUUGCCUCUCAGGGUGGUUGACGGCAGGAUGAGCAUGGUCAACGCCACGCCGCAAAGCAAAGACUCUGCUUUCGGAAAGCUGAACAUCCCGAAACCACAGUCUGGGACGUCUGACAGGAGAACCAGUUUUUUCGGGAAAAGAGCUAGUGGGGCAGGAAUGUCCCGUAACAGCACUUUUGGAGCUUUUGGGGGUGUGGAAAAGAUGAAGGAUCCUCGACCCCUCCAUGACAAGUCUUUCAUCCAGCAGUGUAUCAAAGACCUCUGUGAGUUCCUGUCGGAGAGGGGAUUCCCCGGAACAAUAACAGUCAAGUCCCUCCAGUCCCCCUCCACCAAAGAGUUCUUGAAGAUCUUUGAGUUCAUCUGCAGCUUAAUUGAUCCCACUUUUCAGAUGCCAACGUCCAAAGUUGAGGAGGAGGUUCCUAGAAUAUUCAGAGAUUGGGGGUAUCCUUUUCCCCUGUCUAAGAGCUCCAUGUACUCUGUCGGGGCUCCUCACACGUGGCCACAGUUCCUUGGGGCAUUAGUCUGGCUCAUCGAUAUGAUAAAGAUGUACUUCCGUAUGCGGGAACAAGACCUUCUCUUCUCUAAUUUCUCAGAAGACUGCUCAGAUAUAGAGAAUGGAGCUGAGUUCAAUAAGCUGUUUCUCGAGUACUCUGCAGAAACCUACCACUAUUUCAUGCAUGGAGCAGACACAUUUGAGGAAGCGGACCAGGCAUACAUUGCUAAGCUGAAGAAACUUUACAAAGUUGACGAGGCCCAGCUGGAGACAUUGGCUGAAAAGUACAGAAUCAUUAGUGAAGAGGUAGAGAGACUGGAGAAAGAAAGUCAGACGGACCGACUGAUGGUUAAACGAACAGAGAAGCUGAGACUGCAGACGGACUUGCAGAAGCUUCAAAACUAUAACGGUGAAAUGGAGUCCUUCAGAGCGGCCCUCGAGAACAAAGCGGCUGGGUUAUCUGAGGAGCUGGAAGCUACAGAGCUGCAGGUGGAAAGCUUGAAACAGGAGCAGGCCAGGCUGCAGCACAUUCUGCUGAACCAGAAGUUUUCCCCAGCUGACGUUGAAAGGAUCAACAGGGAGAGAAACGAGCUCCAGCAGACCAUUGCCAGCCUGAGCACAAACUUGGAGGAGGCUGAGCAGCACAUGUGGAAUGAAGAGAUUGCCUUUGCAAAGGUCAAGGAAGAGGCUGAAGCUGAACUGGUAGAGUACCACAGCCUUGCUCGCAAGCUGAAGCUGAUUCCUGCAUCUGCAGAGAAUGCCUGCGGGAGAGAUUUUGAGAUCAAAGUCACUGCAGCUGACUGCGGCCUUUCAGCUGUGGCCCAAUACAAAGUGCAAAUUCAAAAUCCUCUUAAGAAGAUGAUUUCUGAAGUUGAGGAGGAAACUGGAUUACUCUUAAAUAAAAAAUUAAGCCUCCAGGAAGCAGUGGAACAGAUUAGGUCCAAUGUGGAAGACAAAACCAAUGAGAUUAAAGACCUGAAGGAGCAAAUUCGCAAACUGGAUGAGCAGCUCGAGCUGGGAAUGCAGGAAACAGCCCGUGAGGAGGAGAAAUGGGCUUCGGAGGUAGAAUCGAUGGACAACCACAAGAAGGUGCUGGAGAGAAAGCUGAACGAUGGCUAUGACCAGGCUCUGGAGCAGCUUAAAGCAGCCCAGCAACAGUAUCACCUGGUGCUGCAAGAAACCAAUGAGCAGCGGCGUACUGUGGUGAACAAUCUCUACAGCUUGUUCACCACAGCCACAGACCACCUGUCACGUGUGGAGAAAUUCUUGGAUGACCAGAAUAAAAGGAUGGACAGAGUAAAUAAGAAGAGCCUUCAGGAGGAGGAGGCGGAGCUCAAAGAGCUGAGAGACAUGGUGGAGAGCUAUAUCGCCAAGGCCGAGGAUUUGUGAUGUCAUUCCUUUUAACCACUUGUGGGUGAGGAUAGGUGGUAGUUCACUAGUGGGUUAUCUUUUUCCACCUGUUUUUUUUAUUUAUUUUUUCCUCCCAAAAUUUUGCAGUUCACAAAAAUAAAAAUGUGCUGCAAUUGUGUCUCUAUAUUUGACCUAGAUAAAGAGAACCCUAAUGGUGUCUUUAAGGCACUUUGCUGUACAUGUGCUACUCUUAUGAAUGCUGAGAGAUCUUUAUCCAUAACUAUCUUAUGUACUGAUAAAGCUGAUUCUUCUGACUGCCUGUCAAUCCACAAUAGAGAGGAUGUCUAAAAUAUUUUAAACACCGUACUGUCAUGUAUUAGCAUUGUAGUCAUCGUACCUCACAUCAGGGUUAAGUAUAAAACGCAAACAUCCAUUGCUUUUUCAGGAGUAGAAAAAUAUACAAUCCACAUAUGGUAGAAUAUGUUAAAUGUAAAUAAACACACUAACGGAAAAAAAACACAAAUGUAAAUUUCCUCUCCGAUGAGACUGUAGAUGUUACUAAUUAUACCUGGCAUUGGGGGUGAGGACCUUCUGUUGCAUGUGUUUCGAGAGACUGAUACUCCCUGUAUCUGUUGGGAAAAGGACAAUGGUUGUAUGAAUUGGGUAACACUGACAACUCAUUUAGACAAUGGUAUGGUUAAGUAUUUAUAGAAAUUCUGCUGCCUUUUUAUGUAAAAUGGUUUAUCAUUUUAUGUUCCUGUGUGCUUUCCUUAAAUAGUUAAUUAAGCCCUGAAUCCCUAUAACCCUACCUGGAUAAAAGGCAAAAGAAAGUGGAUCAAUGUAUAUUAAUUCAUCAACAUUAAAAUGCGUUCAAAGCA